This is a messenger RNA of Mucor velutinosus, 711 nucleotides long. RefSeq lists its product as uncharacterized. Lineage: Eukaryota; Fungi; Mucoromycota; Mucoromycetes; Mucorales; Mucoraceae. The transcript has 3 exons. The coding region runs from base 1 to 711 and encodes 236 amino acids. The record is from RefSeq and is a predicted model, not a curated record.
AUGAAGUUCAUUGCCACUCUUUCUGCCCUUGUUGCUGGUGCCAUUACCUUGGUCAGGGCUCAACAACCCGCUGUCAAUCAACAGGAUGCCGGUGUUUACUUUACCAAUCCUGUUCUUGGCUCAGUCUUCCAGGCCGAUGCUCCUUAUUCUCUCACUUGGACAGCCAUUCCUAAUGCUGUUGACGAUAAGAUCGAUGCCAUUGAACUGAGAAUGGGUUCCGCUUCCAACCUCGAGUUGAUCCAAACUAUCAACACUCAACCCAUUCCUUUGGCUUUGGGCAAGUUUGAUUGGGUUCCUUCAAAGAACUUGACCACUGCUACUAGUUAUGUUCUCCUGGCAAAGAACUCUCAAGGCAUUUCUUAUUCUGCUUAUUUCACCAUCAUUGGUCAAGCUCCUGGUGUUCAAACUAACUCUACUUCAUCUGUUGCCCUUGUCGCUACUGCUGCUCUUAGCACUGCUAUGCCUCAAUCUUCUGUAGCUUCCAACGCUUCCUCUUCCAUCAUGAUGACCGCCUCUGCCUCUGCCCCUGCUUCUGCUUUACCUUCUUCCAUGAUGCCCACUGCUGUCUCUGUGGCAUCAUCCAUGGUUUCUGCUAUGCCCUCUGCUCAUGUCGGGCAUCUUGGUGUCUCUGUGUCUGGCGCUACAAACCUCAAGGCUGGCCUUGUUGGUGCUGCUGGCGCUAUUGGUGCUGCCAUUGUCAUGAUGAUCUAA